AUGGAAUCUCCAUCACGCGUACUUGUGACAGGUGGAAGUGGCUUCUUGGGAGGCCACGUUGUUCGGCAACUCCUCCAUGAUUCUGCGACUACAGUUGCCAUCACUAGUCGCCAUCCAAAGGUUCCCGUCGAUGUGUUGGAUGAAUCUCGUAUCUCUCUCUUUCCACUUGAUCUUACAUCUCGAGACCAAACCGACGAAGUCUUUCAGAACUUCAAGCCCCAUGCAGUCAUACAUACCGCAUCCCCAUCUUAUCUCGAUACCAGCAGAGCAUUGAUCAAAACCAAUGUCGACGGGACAAAUAUUUUGCUAGAAGCCGCAAAGGCUUGUAGUCAUACAAAAGCCUUUGUCUUGACCUCGUCCAAUCAGGCUGUUGUACCAACACAAGAACCCUUGUCCGAAGAGAAUGCUCAACAAUAUGUCAAGACCAAUGCGCCUAACGCCUAUGCCUUGUCAAAAGGUCUAGCCGAAAGACUCGUCACCGCUGCAAACUCGGAGGAGCUGUACACUUCAAUCAUCAGAAUCCCCGGCAUCUAUGGCGAAUACGAUACCAACUUCAUUCCUCAACUGGUGUCGAGCAUUCGACGAAAUGAGCAUAAAAUGCAAGUUGGAAACGAUGCCAAACUCUUCGAAGUCGUCUAUGUAAAGAAGGCGGCCGAGGCCCAUAUCCUGGCCAUGAAGACUCUGCUCGAUUCUACAACUCGCGGUCAAACUGGCGGUGAAGCAUUCUUCAUCUCCGAUGGCAAACCACAGAAGUUCUUUGAUUUCUGCAGAAGGUUUUACGCGGCUGCUGGUAAUCCUGUCAGGCCGGAAGAGGUGACACGCAUUCCACUAUCGGUUAUGCAGGCUGUGGCGUCAAGUACUGAAUGGCUGUAUUGGGUUUUGACGUUGGGGAUGAUGCAACCUGGUCUACGAAGAAUUAGUAUGGAUCAUCUGGAUACUGGUUGUUGUUGGUCGUUGGAUAAAGCGAGGAAGAUAUUGGGAUAUGAGCCUAUUGAUGAUCAGGAUGAAGUUAUCAAGAGUACGAUGGAGUGGGCUAUGGAAGCCCUCUGA
Molecule: messenger RNA, 1050 nt
Organism: Fusarium venenatum
Lineage: Eukaryota; Fungi; Ascomycota; Sordariomycetes; Hypocreales; Nectriaceae
Biological process (GO): steroid biosynthetic process
Molecular function (GO): 3-beta-hydroxy-Delta5-steroid dehydrogenase (NAD+) activity
Source: RefSeq, a predicted model, not a curated record